Bombyx mori (domestic silkworm) is the source of this 2049-nucleotide messenger RNA. RefSeq lists its product as uncharacterized. The transcript is spliced from 3 exons. Bases 397 to 1032 code for a protein of 211 amino acids. NCBI's taxonomy places the organism in Eukaryota, Metazoa, Arthropoda, Insecta, Lepidoptera, Bombycidae. The record is from RefSeq and is a predicted model, not a curated record.
CAUCACCGUCAAAAACUUUGGCAGCGAUUUGUAAAAAAUUAUUUUGAAUUCGAUUCAAAUUUGAUAACCGACAUAGAUAAUACAUAAAUGUAACCGAUUUAUUUAGGAUUUAGCACUGAAGAUACUAUUAUAGGUCUAUGGGAUUUAGGCGGUAAUGCGCAUAGGGAGUUCAUAAUCAUAAGGGUUAGAUUAUCCACUAAUACAUAGCAGCGAACGGACAGAAGUCACGAUCUCUAAAUCGUGCUGUCUGUAGACACCCUAAGGAUAAAUAUUAAGUAUGUUUAUUAUCUAUGCUUAGGAAAUCGAAAGGAAAGUUUGAGAGCUCCGAAUUUUAAAAUUCAAUUUCUACAACGAAAAUAAUAACAAUUGUUAGCACACGAAUUCACUUUUCACAAAAUGAGAACUAAAAAUCCAAUGGCAAAAAAGCCUCAGCAAAUAUUGUUUUCAAAAAAUAUAUACAGCUCUUCAGUGAAAGUCGCAAACUGGGACUAUGCGACCCACGCAGAAAAAAAGGAUAAUUACGUUUAUAGAGAUAAAUUGAGUAACCACUUGAGUACAUAUGUACGUUGGGGAGAUGAUGAUCAAGGAGUUAAGACCACAGAAACUCGUUAUAUGCUGGCACAAAUUAGCACUAAAACUGAUCCGUUAUAUUUCUUUAGACCUCUGGUUAACUUUACUUCCUAUCCAUGCACAGAUACACCCGGUCGAAAUAAAUUGAUGAAGUGUGCCAAUUUGCCACAACUGCCGACGGAUUUCGGAGUUAUGGACUAUGUCAGCACACAAAAGAACGACUAUAGGAAUCCAUUCCCAUCCGUAAUAAAGCCGUUGACCAUGGGUUCGCCAAAAUGGCUCCUCAAUCGUGUUAUUCGAUCCCAUUUAACACAAAAUGGGGGAACGGCUCCACCACCCGGAGACUAUCAGUGUCUCGACACUCACACUCCCAUAGAUCAUAUACGGAAAAUGAAACUAUUCAGAUACCAAUCUUUCAACCCUGCUACGUGCGUUCAGGACUUUCCAACUAUUCAAAACUGAAAGUAAUGGUUACGAAUGACAAAAUUAUUUUAUUAAAAAUCAAAACAUGCAGAUCAUUACAGAAUAACGCAACAAAUAAACAAAAAUUAACAAAACCACUUUUAAAAAUUAAAUAAAUUUAGUUUUUCAAUACCAUACAACAACUUAAGUAUACAUUUGUAUUAGGUAUCAAUGUAAUUAAAUGCUUCUGCUUAACAUCCAAAAAAGGAUAACAUGAUAAAGAUUUAAUUGUAUUUUUCAUAAAAAUUUACCUUUUUGAGAGACUUCUAAAUAGAUAUAUCCUUUUUCGUUUGCUUGGCAUUUGCUAAUGCAAUCUAAUGUAUCAACUGUGUGCAGCAGCAUUUGUAUUUUUUUGUCUAUGGGCUUCAGGACUGCUUAACAUCAGGUUGUGAACCUGUCUGCCUAUUUACUGCUAUAUAAAAAGAAUAAUAAUCUAAAUAGUGAAAGUAACUACAACACAAUAAAUACAUUAAUGAAAAUUACAAUCUCAACCCAUUUAGAUUUUGGUACUACCCUGUUUUCUAUACAGAUACAUAUUACUUUCUUAAUAUACUUAUGUAUAACUAUUAUUUAUUAUUGAUGGCCGGAGAUCAUAAACGAAAAUAUGAAAUAUUGUUAUCAUUGUUUUUUCACAAGAUUUAAAUAAGGUAAUAAGGUAAAAUUAAUAUAACAACUAAAAUUAUAUAAGAAAAUAUAUAACGUAUUGUUAACUAAAUAUACCAUUAUUAGUCUUUUAUAUUUUUUAUAAAUUUAUUUGUCAUUAGUCUAAUUACUACUAACUGAAAGAACUACUGAAGAAAGUUACAAUAAUUGAAUUGAAAUUAAUCAAAAAGAUUUAAGGUUUUUCCAAAUUUUUGUACACUAUCUGUUUUAAGUUUGAUCAAUUUUUCUGUUUAUAAAACACAAUUGAAAAUUUAUAUUGACUUAACAAUAGUACAACUUGAUAAACAAUGUCAGUACAUUGUUUUUACAAAUACCAAAACUUAAAUGGAAUAAAUUAGCAUGGUGUCAUUGUCA